CAACAGGAUAGUGAUUUGAGCACGGUACCCUUAAAGUGCUAUUGUAUAAAAUAUGAAGGGAAUAUUUUUUGGAAGCACCUAUAUUACGAUGCUCUUUACUACUGUCUCUUCUAUUUGGCAUGGGCGGCACACAUAUACACAAUUCCCGAUGGUGGUGGAUUCAGGAUGAUGGUGAAGGGCUUGGGAUUCGAGCGAGAAUAA
This is a messenger RNA of Acaulospora morrowiae, 201 nucleotides long. The record is from the annotation of a GenBank genome assembly. NCBI's taxonomy places the organism in Eukaryota, Fungi, Glomeromycota, Glomeromycetes, Diversisporales, Acaulosporaceae.